Messenger RNA from Gigantopelta aegis, 2082 nucleotides. RefSeq lists its product as uncharacterized. The transcript has 2 exons. NCBI's taxonomy places the organism in Eukaryota, Metazoa, Mollusca, Gastropoda, Neomphalida, Peltospiridae. The record is from RefSeq and is a predicted model, not a curated record. Bases 47 to 1336 code for a protein of 429 amino acids.
AAAGCCGUGUUUAGCUGUUGGAUCAUUUUGACAGUAAAACAAAACGAUGCCUCGAUAUAUUAAACGAGGAGCAAUUAUUUUCUCUCUGUCCUUCGUCUCUUUUGCGGUGAUACACAUCUUUUAUACAUACACUGGAGUACACGAGACUCCGAGACGGACAGACCAACUGGGGAAUGGUGUUGAUACUAUAGACAGAGAUCUGGACAACGGGGUGACAAGAGAGUCUGGCCAAGGGAGAGAAUCCGUUAAAAUCAGACUUUCAGACUUUCGGGAAUCAUCUAAAAAUUUCUUUCUCGAUAAACCUGUCACCAACAUUAAAUUGUCGAAUAAUGACGUAUCUUCAUCACGAAAGGAGCCUGGAAGAAGAGCGAGGUAUCUGGUUUAUCGAUGUGGCGGGAAGUUCACUUUCUGUGGAGGGUGGGCUGAUCGAUUUAAGGGCAUUGCUAUAGGAUAUCUCAUUUCAAAAGUAACCAAUAGAACGUUCGGAAUCAGCAUCACGCAUCCCCCAUGUGACCUACAGCGAUACCUGCUACCCAAUCAGAUUGCGUGGAAUAUUGACUUAUCUAACACGGUCGUAAAGUCUAAGAAAAACAGCGUUGGAUAUCAUGAUGUCAUCUCUGACGUGAACUUCUACCACUCGAUUGAGAAGAUGGACUUUGACAAAUACCUUAAAGAAGACCUUGUGUUUUUUAAAGGUAAUCUGGAUUAUGUCGAUAAGUUUAAAAACAAUUACCGUUACUUAAAUCAAAACGCGUGGCUUGCAAAUUUAACACGUGAUCAGAUUUACGCCAAAGUAUACAAUCAGCUUUUUUCCUUGGCACCAGAUAUUCAAAGAGAUCUCUCUUCGUUUCUGAAAAUCGCCAGACCAACUCCAUCUCACAAACUAGUCUGUUCCCAGAUCAGAGUUGGGCGCAACCCUACCAACCCGAGAGAUCGAGCUAACAUUGGUUCCAAGGAGGAUGUUUCAAAAGUGUGGCGAUUUCUCGGCCAGUACAACGAUCCUGAUAAAUACAGAAUAUACGUCACAUCCGAUUCGGAGCAGGUACGCACCGAAGCGCAUGCGCGUUUUGGUAAAAUGCUCGUCGACACCGAAGGACCACUGGUGCAUAUCGACAAGUUUACGAACAGCACGAGUGUGUGCGAUGGGAUGAGGAAACUUAUUCUCGAUCAACAUGUCCUCAUGAACUGUGACGUGUUUCUGCUCACCUUCAGUGGGUUGGGUCGUAUGGCAGCUUAUCUGAGACAGAAGGAGUCCGGUCUGUUUUGUCUUGUGAAACACGAGAUCGUCAGCUGUUCUGCUCACACUCUCAAGGAAUUGUACAAUGUGUUUGGUUAGAUAGGCCUACGUUUAUGCUUGAUAGGUACACGGUUCGCCGUCCGGUACCGGCUCCCACCAGAGCGAGUUUUAACGACUCGAUGGGUAGGUGUAAGGCCACUACACCAUCUUUUCUCACACUAACCAAUAACAACUAACCCACUGCCCUGAACAGACAGCCCAGAUAGCUGAGGUAAGUGCCCAGGGUAGCGUGCUUGAACCUUAAUUGGAUAUAAGCACGGAAAUAAGUUGAAAUGAAAUGAUUGGAUUAGGUCCCCAUGCGAAUACCAUGGCAGAAAUGUGCAAACAGCUACGUCUAGAUUGGUGUGAAAACAAUUUUGAGGUCCUAGCUAUGACACUUAAUAAACAACUAGUUAAUAUUUGGACACUGAAUUUGGACGAAAAGCUGGUAAAAAUAUAUAUAAAAAAAAACCCUGUUAAAUUCGUAGCGUGGCAGAUACGGAACUAUAUGUGGUAGAAUAGCGGCGGUAAAAACAUUAGCUAUGUCAAAACUAACUCAUAUUUGUACCAGUCUACCAAAUCCACCUAAUGAAUAUAUAUUGAAAAUAGAAUGAUUUUCUCAUUUAUUUUGAAAGAUGGUCCAUAUAGAAUUAAACACUUAGUUAUUAAAAAUAUAUAUACUGAGGGUGGGUUAAAAAUAAUUGAAACCUUAACAUUUAUUAAAGGUUUAAAAGUUUCAUGGUUAAGACGCUACUUUUAAUCAGACUGCAAACGGAAAUGGUUUAUUUAGAGAAUAACUAACGAGC